AUGGGCCGCGGGAGGGUGGAGAUCAGGCGGAUCGCCAACGACGUCUCGCGGCGGGCCACCUUCGGCAAGCGCAGCGCCGGGCUGCUCAAGAAGGCGCGGGAGCUCGCCGUGCUCUGCGACGUCGACCUCGGCGUCCUCGUCUUCGACGGCGCCGGCAGCGGCAGGCACGCCCACUACUGCAGCCCCAACACCAGCUGGACCGAGCUAAUGCAGCGCUACGACAGCAUCACCAACGACCAGUUGCAGGGGAAUGAGGGCACAAAUCAUCAUGAUCAUCAGCAACUGUUGACGGAUAUCGCAAGGUUGAGGCGAGAGCGUGACCAUCUCGAGGCCACCCUGCAGAGGCACACCGGAGAAGACCUGCCAUCGGGCGCGGCCGCGGCGGAGCUCCGUGAUCUGGAGCAGCGGCUAGAAUGCGCGUUGGAUAAAGUCCGUGAAAUGAAGGAUAAACUGAUGGAGGAGCAGUUGGACGAAUCACACAACAGGAUGCACAUCCUGGAGGAGCAGAACAGCUUCCUUCGCCACAUGAUGAGCGAGGAGGGGCGGCAACGUGCUGCCGUGGAGGCGUCGGCGGUGGUGGCGGAGCUCAUGGCGCCGAUACAGCCGGCGACGCUGUUCGGGGGCUUCUUCCCGGAGGUGGAGGAGGAGGCAGUGACUUCGCUGCGGCUGUGGCCGUAGCAGCUCCCCUGGCCCGGGGCUGGAACUGUUAUUUUCCAGAUUGAUGAGUAGAAGGAGAUGAUAGACUGACGGAAUUCGACGGAGGUUAAUUAUUUUUAGCCAGUGAAACUUACUAAUAGUAGCAGGCCACUAGUACUUACGUUCUGAGGCCAUAUAUAUAGGUAACAAGUAGUGG
Molecule: messenger RNA, 853 nt
Organism: Triticum dicoccoides
Lineage: Eukaryota; Viridiplantae; Streptophyta; Magnoliopsida; Poales; Poaceae
Product: MADS-box transcription factor 29-like
Exons: 6
Coding region: 1-678 (225 amino acids)
Biological process (GO): regulation of DNA-templated transcription
Cellular component (GO): nucleus
Molecular function (GO): protein dimerization activity; DNA-binding transcription factor activity; DNA binding
Source: RefSeq, a predicted model, not a curated record